CGCGACUCCGGGCAGUUCCUUGGCGAUAGGCCCCUCUGGGUGGCCAAGAGCUCCGCCCGGAGGCGCCCCGGGGUCCCUGUUGCUUCGGUCGCCAAGGGGGGCGGAUCCGGUCCGGGCCAGAGAGGGGCUAGGGAGACACCCCAAAAGCCCCGCGCCCUGGCACCAUGCGACUCGCCGCGCCUCCUCCUGAGUCUGGGGCUGUCCAGUCUGCUCGCUGAGCCCCCUGCGGUCGCCACCGCGGAGGGAGAGUGGCACCGAGGAGGAGGAGGCGGCACCCGGGAGAGCAGCGUCCGGACGGAUUCCGCCGCCCCCCCCGCCCCCCGCCCCCGAGAGCUGACGGCUCCCGGGAUCCCCAGCCUUAUCAUGCUCGGGGCGCCAGCCCGGCUUUAGGAGAAACUGAGACGCCAGAGCGAGUCGGAGCAAUUCUUUGGUUGCUAAGUGUGAGAGAAGACACUCAAGAUGGCUCAGGGAACUGGGGACCAGAGAGCAGUGGGGAUCGCUGAUCCAGAAGACAGUUCUCCCAACAUGAUUGUCUACUGCAAAAUCGAGGACAUCAUUACAAAGAUGCAAGAUGACAAGACAGGGGGUGUGCCCAUCAGAACAGUUAAGAGUUUUCUCUCCAAAAUCCCCAGUGUCGUCACAGGUACGGAUAUUGUGCAGUGGCUUAUGAAGAACCUUUCCAUUGAGGACCCAGUUGAAGCAAUACACCUGGGAAGCCUUAUCGCCGCCCAGGGAUAUAUCUUCCCAAUCUCAGACCAUGUUCUCACCAUGAAAGAUGAUGGCACCUUUUACCGUUUCCAGGCUCCUUACUUCUGGCCAUCAAACUGCUGGGAACCUGAAAAUACUGACUAUGCCAUCUACCUCUGUAAGAGGACAAUGCAGAACAAAGCAAGGCUGGAACUGGCAGACUACGAAGCAGAAAACUUAGCGAGGCUCCAGAGGGCCUUUGCAAGGAAAUGGGAGUUCAUCUUCAUGCAAGCAGAGGCACAAGUGAAGAUUGAUCGGAAAAAGGAUAAGACAGAAAGGAAAAUUUUGGAUAGUCAAGAACGGGCCUUUUGGGAUGUCCACAGGCCAGUGCCAGGCUGUGUGAACACAACGGAAAUGGAUAUCAGAAAAUGCCGACGUUUGAAGAACCCUCAAAAGGUUAAAAAGUCAGUAUAUGGCGUGACUGAAGAGUCCCAGUCACAGAGUCCAGUGCACAUACCAAGCCAGCCAAUCAGGAAAACUACAAAGGAUGACAUUCGAAAACAGAUAACGUUUUUGAACGCACAGAUUGACAGACAUUGUUUGAAAAUGUCCAAAGUGGCUGAAAGCUUAAUCACUUACACAGAGCAGUAUGUGGAGUAUGACCCCUUCAUAACGCCAGCAGAGCCAUCUAAUCCUUGGAUCAGCGAUGACAUCUCUUUAUGGGACAUAGAGACGAGCAAAGAGCCCAGCCAACAGCGAGUAAAACGGUGGGGAUUCUCUUUUGAUGAGAUACUGAAGGACCAGGUGGGGCGGGACCAGUUCCUUCGAUUCCUGGAGUCGGAAUUCAGUUCAGAAAAUCUCAGGUUCUGGUUGGCUGUCCAAGAUCUCAAGAAGCAGCCUCUGCAGGACGUGGCCAAGAGGGUGGAGGAAAUCUGGCAAGAGUUUCUAGCUCCAGGAGCCCCGAGCGCAAUCAACCUGGAUUCUCACAGUUAUGAGAUAACCAGUCAGAAUGUCAAAGAUGGAGGGAGAUACACAUUCGAAGAUGCCCAGGAGCACAUCUACAAACUGAUGAAGAGUGACAGCUACGCCCGCUUCCUGCGCUCCAAUGCCUACCAGGACCUGCUGCUGGCCAAGAAGAAGCCAGAAAGUGAGCAAGGUCGUAGAACUUCCCUAGAAAAAUUCACUCGCAGUGUGGUUCUCUUACCAGAGAAACCAGAAAAUGAAGACUGUGAGACCUGUUGGCCCCUUGUCCUCACAGCUGGUUUGCUGUGUCAUGUGGUAAUGGAGGAGACAUAUGCGCUGUCAGAGACUAGGCCCAUGGGACCUCUUCUGCCCCACAAUAGCUUCAUAGAAAGUGGGGGGGUCUUUCUGUGUUGAGCUGAGGCCUGGUUGCUGUAGAUGGAGGAGGUUUACAGAUUAGGUUGACAAAUUAAAAGCAAGCUGUAGAGGCAACCAGGACUCCCAGGUACAAAUUGAGAAAAAAGAGUUUCCUUUGUGUGAAAGCUGAGCUCUGACAGCACAGAGCGGGUGCUCUUCAGGUAGACCGUGAGGGCGAGGUAUAAGAGAGGAAACUUGGUACUUGGACAAGAUGUACAGACAUCUUCAGAUUGCUGUCCACGAGAAGUGGGUACCAGGAUGGGCAAAGACAGGCUCAAUGAAGCUCCACAAGGAGCAUGUAUUGAUGUCCCUUCACCAUCAGAAAUGCUGCUGGCUAGGUGGCUCUCCAAGGACUGUUGAUGAGCACAACAGGAGAGCGCCUGCCCCUCCUCACAUCUGGCAUGCCAUGUGAAUUUACAAAGAAGCACUGGGAGGCAGAAAAACAUCCCAGGCUCUUGAGACUUACACAUUUAUGUGACAAAAGGCUCAAAGUUUUAAAAAAUGAUUCCCUGAGUUUCUUUCAUGAAGGGAAGGCUUUACUAGGUGAUACAUUCAGACUUUCUGGUCCCAGGAUAGCCACGGGCUGCUACUGACCCUUCCUUGUUCCUCUUGAACUAUAAGUAACACCCCAACCCCACAGGCAGGGCUAAGUCUGGGAACAUGGCUCAUGGCAGUAGAGAUAUAGUCCUCUGAUUGGGCUACUUAAACUCAGAGCCCAAGAGUUUGGGCUCAACCACCCAGUAUUUUAAUCAAACAUAACCAACCAACAAAUAUGCCUGUUUUCUGAAUACGAUGUACAGAAAAGCUUGACUUCUCUAAAAGAAGACUUGCAUUGUUCAUAAAGAUGAUGAUGAAGAGGAAUAAGUAGAUCUGCUUGUGUUUCCUCCUCUGCUUACCACUAACAAAGUGAAGGGCUGGUUUAGUAGCAUUUCCAUGUCACCGAAAUCAGUAAGCAGACUACCCAUAUUUACCAUCGACAGAGAACUUUUAGGGCAAAGCAAGGCAGUUCACUAAUAAGGGCAUGAGGCUGACUGCCAUUUAGGAUUAGUCAAUGGACAGUGGAUUUUAUCCAAGUGGUUGGAUAGCCUAGUCCGCUGGAGUCUUAUCAAGACUGAAUGUGGAUCCAGAUUUCUCCCCCAGAGCAUGGCAAUGUCCCUUCAUUCCUUGAUAGAGGAGGGACAUCUACAGAGAGAAGUGGCCCACUCUCCCUGAGUCUAAGGGCAUGCCAUGAUAUGGAGGGACUGCCUGUCAAAGGCCAGAGACAUCCACUCCUUAGGAGUAACUGAGCAUUUCAAGGAGGCAUCUAAGUCCACGCUCUUAGAGUGCAGAGGGGCCUGGCCAUCCGAAGAAGCGGUGCUGGGAGGGCUUCUCUCUCCACUGGACGUUUCAUUUCAAAUCACUCAAGGCAUUAAUGUGCCAGGAAAAUGUUGAGGGUAUUAUGCCAAGUAUCAUGUCAUCUGGAAGACUGGAACCAUAGAGCUUACCUAAAACCCUGCUUAUCUGAUGGCAAAGGUCAGAUUCAGGACCAAAAUGUGAAUGAAAAUCUAUGAUGGGCUUCAGUAACCCCCAAGGCACUUUGCUUUAGGAUGGAGAGCAGGACUCAGUCCAGCAGGCCCAGCCCUAUGUGUACCCCCCUGGCCAUUCAAAUCACAGGCUUUGUCUCAGCCUCCACCCUCAACUACCUGUAUACAGUGAAUAAUAGUCCACACCACUGUACACAGUGGCCCUGUUCAAAGAGCUCUCGCUUCAGAGACGAAUACAAUACACAGUAGCUUCUCACGGGGCUUUCACACAUGGGCUCAGGUCACAGGAACCUGUUUUAGAAAAGUCUAGAAUCCAAGAGCUAGACACCAAAGGUGGAAGGUGCUGAGAGACCAAAGAAAGGGGCAGACAAGCCCAGGAUUGCCCAGAAUACAGUGUACCAGGGACUUGCUGACAGACACAUGCGCUGAGUGAGUCGCAGGAAGAUGAGAGUCCCACACUCUAAGGUAGGAGAAAGGGGCAUGUAGGCAAGCCAGACAAAAAUGGGUCUUGGCUAAGUAGAAUGUACCAGAGCUUUUUCAAACACUCUUAAUGUAUCAUAUAUCAACUGAGAAUCAGUCCAAGUUUCAGUGACCAGUACAAAAUGCUUGGUUGGCACUCUUUGUUUUACACUCUUAAUUUUAUUUUAUUAAUUGGGGGAAUGUGAGUCUGGUGCCCAUGGAGUCUGUAUAAGUGGGUCAGACCCCUUGAACUCAGAGCCAUAGACAGUUGUGAUCCCCAGAUAUGAGUACGGGGGAGCUGAACUGAAGUCUUCUGCAGGAACGGUACACACCCUUCACUGCUGCUUGGCUAACUAUCAUCACAAACUUAGUUCAUCGUGUGUCACAUGGAACACAGCUGGCCAGGGUCCCCUAGCAUGCGAGGUGGCAGUUAUCGCCAAGAUGUCAGCACCUGGGUCAAUCAUGAGGGCAAGGACCCCUUGUGAGCCAGAGUCCAUCUUUCCCUAGUCUUCCGCACUAACCACUUCCUUUCUACAGUGGCUGUGACAUUUGAAAUCAGCGUUAGGAAACACCUAGUCAUCUUUGUGGGCUGCAUUUUCUGUCACCUUCUCUGGGGUCUUUCGUGGGAAGCCCAUCACUCACCAUGGGGGGGGAAGAUAUCUCCUAAUAAGGACCACUUUCCACUGCUCAGGGCCCCCUAGCCUGCCAGCCUCUGCUGUCUUCUGGUUUUGUGGUUGAGAUGACAGCAUGUGGGGAGGGGGGCUGGCCUGAUCUCUCUUUGAUGUUGAGAGCUGACCAUAGACCCACAGCAGGCUGAUGCCUCUGCAGGGCAGGACUCUGGCAGAGCACCAGGGGCUUCUGGGGAAGCAGGGCGGCUGAGAGGAAGCACAGAGGCCCCAGCCAGAGAGCCGCAGCAAUGUCAUUUCCUCUUUUGGAUGGCAGCUAAAGCCAUCUGGUGUGAACUCUGAGCUCGGAGGAGACAAGUUCCCUGUCCCUUGUACAUAGCACCAAGGAAGACCCCUCAGAGUACGAUGGCAUUUAAGUUGAGAGAAAUGGCAGUCCCAGUCAGUGUAGCUGGUGGCCGCUCGCCUUUACCUUCCCCAUUAAAGCCCCAGCUGCCCCUUAAGAGUAACAUCAGCUCUAGUUAGACUGCAAAGUCAGAAAGUGGGAACCCAAGCAGGGCCAGGGGACCACAGAGAAGGGACGUGAGGAGUGGGUUUCUACCCACCCCUAGGGGAAUGUGGAGGGUGGCUCUGCCAGGGCAUUCCUUAGGCUCCAGCAGUGAGGCUGGAAACAGAGGGCUCCUUGGCACCUGACCAGUGGCAGCUCUGCUUUGAGCUUUUCAUUCUUUCUGUCCUGCCUGCCAAGAAAUGUGGGGUGGGGGUGGAGGAAGUCAGAUGGAGAUGAAGUCCAGGGAGCCAGCCAGCUGUCGUUCCCCUGUCCCCUCCCUCCUCAACAGAAUGCUAGAGAGAACCUGUUGGAUGCAGGACUCAGCGGCUCACAGGGCCACUCCACACAGCUCUGAGGGACGUGACUCCAGCCCCAGGCCAGAAGUAGAAGGCUGGGGCUUUCAGGGAGGGUUGGGGGAACAGGGUAGUUGACCCUGUGGCAGCAUCUUCUUCUCCCAGGCCGCUUCCUUCUGCCUCAGCAUUUCCUGAGGAAUGGCUUGGUGGAACGAGUCUUCAAACUCUUAAGACUCAGCAGAGUCCUAGAAGGCCUGGACCUCAGUCAGCAGACCUUUUCAGGUCUCCAGCUAGAGACGACUUGCUGAAGCAUCUCAUACAGAAUUGCCUUUGAUGGCAAACAGUCCUCAGAUUAUUUUGAAACCAUGAUGUUCCAGACAUUAGAGCCAGCCUCUCCCAUCAGUCCAACCAUAGAGAUACUCUGGUUAGGAAUGGCUGUCAUAAUAUGCGGAUGGGGACGUGUGAAGGUCUGCUUCCCAGAGCACCACCAAUGUCUCCUGGGGCUCCUCUAUGCAGAGGAGCUACUGUCUAGCUAUGUGAUCCCAAGCAAAUAACUAGCCCUCUCUGAGACCUACUGACCCGUCCCCCAGCUUCCCUGGCUAUCAGCUUGGACUAGUUAAUUGCUAGCAUUUCUGUCCAGCUGGGAAUGUUCUGCAGGCGUGUGCCUCUCUCUACACUGGGAUCUCUGAGCUAUAUGAAUCGUUCUGAGAGUCAGAGAAGAGCUACUUGUUUGUCCCAUCCGCUGCGUGAUUCAGACGUGUCUGCCAGCCUUGGAGGUGGGGAGAUAAAUGGUGGGUAGAACGGAGCCACAAGUAUUUACAAACCUCAGACAGGCAACCAGCAGGAGGACUGAAGUCACAGUGUCUUACAGGACAGGUCCUUCAACAACCCAGGGCUCACUCCUGCGUGGAGUAGCUGGAGAGCGGGCAGAGGUCACAGGGAGCAAGGAAGUGGUGCCAUCUUGCCUUACCAGCUCAGCAGUCCCUCCUUUGGGUCAGGAUACCCAGUGGCAAGGGGCGGGGCAGGGUGUCCAGGUCAGCUAGGCAGGACAGUGGCCCCCAGUGUUGCUGCUUCUGGACCUGGGUACCCUGUGCUGCAAGAAUGAAGUGUGGCCAUCUGGGACUCAUCACUGAAGCCCCAUUCUUCAAUGGAGGAGCCUGGGCCUGUCAUUUAAACAGUCUUAGAGAUGAAUAAGGGGGGUCUGGGAGACAAUGACAGUCAGUGGUAGGUGAAGUCUCCUCUAGUCUAGGUCCUCUCUAUUUUGGCCCAUGGGAAGUGUGGUAAAGCAAAGAGUUUGUAGCUUUAAAAAUGAAAGUGUAGAAGUCUGUUUUUCAUAGGUUAUAAAAGCAACUGAACCAGCCCAGCUGCUGGAAUGCUGGGAAGACACCCUGAUGAACUGAUUGCCUGGUCUGGGAACAGGGAGGAGUUUGCUUUGUUUUAUCUUUGUACAGAGUUUCAUUGUCAUUUGUCAUUGAUGUCCCUAGACCCUGAUGCCAGAACCCCAGUUGUUAUAACUAAUGAGUCAGUGUGACAGCUGAAGGCACCCCCAAAGAGCCUUGGUCACCCAGUACCAGUUCAGAGAAGCCCCGUGUGGGUUGUUCAGCACAGGGACACUGGCAUGAGCAAGUCUCUGGUAUGGUUACUCCCCGCCAACCCCCACACCACCGUUCCUGCCUUCCUCAGACCCCAGUGUGCCAUGCAGUCAACUGACAAUCCCAGUCCUCCAAGGCAGAAGGGCUCAGCUGUGUGUUUACGGCAGCUGAUUUUGAUCCAGAUCUCCCUGCCAGUCUCCCAGCGAGGCAGGCUAGGGGCAGACUCUUGUGUGUGUGCCAGGCAGGAUCUAUUUUGGGAGGUGACCUGAGCCCUUUGUCAUCUUAUUGCCUUCUGGCCACCCCCACUUAGGAAAGCCAUCCUGCUGGAAGGUGAUCUCACUUUAGCAGUGGCUGGUGGGGCUGUGGGACUUCAGCCUGUUCCUUGUCACUGUGCAGCCAGACCCUGGCAUCUGUCCCUGUGCACCCACAUGGGGACCUCGUGGGCUCCCAUCUGUCCAGUGAGAAGACUGAGGGUAAAGGUGAGCCAGACCCUGCAAGGCAGAAGGCAGGCCACUCAAGAGACUGUACAGUCCCCGUUAGAGAACAGAUCUGCCCCAUCCUGCCAUCAAGACAGAGUAGAGAGAGCCACUUCCAGGUAUUACUAGGAUUACAGGUCCUGGGAAGAGAACAAAGCUACCUACACCAAGGUCAAGGAGACUCAGCCCUACCUACUGUCCAUACUGGAGAAUUGCAAGAGAAGUAGGGGAACCUAAGAUUAGAGGACUGAUAGGCUAAGUAGUAGGAUG
Molecule: messenger RNA, 7847 nt
Organism: Mesocricetus auratus (golden hamster)
Lineage: Eukaryota; Metazoa; Chordata; Mammalia; Rodentia; Cricetidae
Gene: Rgs6
Product: regulator of G protein signaling 6
Exons: 18
Coding region: 460-2064 (534 amino acids)
Biological process (GO): G protein-coupled receptor signaling pathway; intracellular signal transduction; regulation of G protein-coupled receptor signaling pathway
Molecular function (GO): GTPase activator activity
Source: RefSeq, a predicted model, not a curated record